AGAUAAGUAUUGUCUGAUGGAAGGGACACGUCAUCCUUCUCUCUCUAAAAUUGGCCCACUGGAUAAGGACCGACGAUCUCGGCCCUCCACACCCUCCCAAUUCCGAAUCUUCUAUUUAUUUCCCUUCCCUUUCCCAUUCCAUUUCCCCCUUACUCAUUCCAAAAUUUAACUACACUUCCCUCUUCUCCUCCUCUUUAAUGGCGUCCGUCGCUACUGCUGGAUUCAUCGCACGAUCUUCCUCUUCUUCCUCUUCCUCUUCCUGUAUUCGCAAUACGAAUCGUCCGAAGAAGAAUCGGACUUCCUCUAAUCAACUUAGGGUUUCUUGUUCUUCUUCUUCUUCCGUCGCCGAUCCUUAUCGAACUCUUCGGAUUCAACCCGGUGCCUCUGAAUCCGAAGUCAAAAAAGCCUUCCGACAUCUCGCUCUUCAGUAUCAUCCUGAUGUUUGUAGAGGGAGUAAUUGUGGCGUACAGUUUCAUCAAAUCAACGAAGCUUACGAUAUUGUGAUGAAUAACUUAAGAGGUAUAUCAACGCCAAUAGAGACAUAUGAAACAAUAUAUGAUGAAGGGAUUGAUGAACCGAUGAGAGGAAUGGGGGAUCCAGAUUGGGACUUAUGGGAAGAAUGGAUGGGAUGGGAAGGAGCAGGAAUUCGUGAUUAUUCAUCUCAUAUUAAUCCCUAUAUUUAAAACCCAAAAACAAAAAGUUAAAAAUCAGUUAUGAGUUGUUCAUAGAAUUGGUCUUUAAUCUAUCAACAUCAGCAACAACCAACGGUUGUGAUGAUUUGGUUUGGCUUGUAUAUAUGGUGGGAAAAGAGGGGAGGUUGAAAAUUGGUAUUAAUUCAUUAUUGUGUGUACCCUUUUUUCAAGAGGUGUUUGUUGUACAUAUGGUCAAGAACAGAGCCUUUUGGGUCUUUUAAUAAUAUGAAAAGGCUUUGAAGAAUGGCCUAUCAAAGUUGUGGUGGGA
This is a messenger RNA of Cucumis melo (muskmelon), 960 nucleotides long. RefSeq names its product chaperone protein dnaJ 8, chloroplastic. NCBI's taxonomy places the organism in Eukaryota, Viridiplantae, Streptophyta, Magnoliopsida, Cucurbitales, Cucurbitaceae. The record is from RefSeq and is a predicted model, not a curated record. The transcript has 3 exons. Bases 198 to 683 code for a protein of 161 amino acids.